GAGUAGACAGACUUCAGUCAAAAUUCAUAAGGUAGCUUGCGGUCAUUGACGACACACUUCUGCCUCUUCAGAAGUCGUUGAUUUAAGUUAUUCCAAAUAUUUGCGUCAUAACUUGUUAAAUAAUUUCAAAAUGUCAUUAAUAUUUGGCAAUAGUGUGUCUUAGUUUUAUUAAUAAUUAUAUUGUAUUGUUUAAAUACUAAAUAAUUAAUAAUAAUACAGUCUUAAGUGUAAUUGUGAAUAAUAAUUGUUUUAAAGUAAGUGAAAUAUAAUACGUUGUUAAACUCUAAAAGAGGAAUAAAAACAAGUAAUGUGGAUUUAAUGAUAGUUAUAUAAAUAGAAAUAUUCAGUGCAGCAAGUUAUUUUUAUGCAAAUGACUGAUAUAAGUCGUAUAGGAAUGGUGUCUUAUUACAAUCCUCUGACGAUGUAUCGUCAGCAAACACAAGCUGGAACUACUCAGCAACAGUUGGCCCAACAAGCUCAACAUCAAGUUCAAAUUCAGCAGCAUCCAGUUACACCUUCUGGAGCAUCAGAAAGUGCAGGACAACAAUACUGGUAUGGAUACCCUCAUGCACAUCCUCAUGGAUCACAGCACCAAGUAUCAGCAACUCAACAAUAUUUGGAGCCAUCCGACGUUCUCAGUUGGUCUCCUCACUCUCAUCAUUAUUCACAUCAUCUCCAAUAUCAGCAUCAAGUUGCUUAUCAACAGCAGCAUCAAUCAAGUCCGAUGACAAGUGUAUCAGAAUGGAAUGGUGAUAAAAUUAACAGCCAGGCCGUUGGAUCUGGAGAACCGAGUCCACCCAUUACAGUUAGUGGAAGUGAAAUAAGUAGUCCUGGCACACCACUAUCACCAUCCAUUAGUAAUAACAACAACAUUAAUGCACCUAAUAACAAUACAAGUAAUAAUGUCAAUAGUAAUAAUACAAGUGGUAACAGUACUUCAACAACGCCGGUGAGACCAGCUCCAAUUCGGAGCCCUUAUGAAUGGAUCAAAAAAUCAUCCUAUCAAAAUCAACAUAAUCCAGGUAAAACACGAACGAAAGACAAAUACCGAGUAGUUUAUACAGAUCAUCAGAGAUUAGAGUUGGAGAAAGAGUUUCAUUAUAGUCGAUAUAUAACUAUUCGACGCAAAGCAGAGCUCGCCGCUAAUCUAUCUUUAUCAGAACGACAGGUGAAGAUUUGGUUCCAGAAUCGGCGAGCUAAAGAGCGAAAGCAAGUGAAAAAACGUGAAGAACUUGAGCAAAAGGACGUGAAGCCAACUCUAACUAGUGAGGGUCUAGUAGCCGGUGGAAUGGCGAAUCUUUCUCUGGGUGGAAUGAGCGGGAUGCUGGGGGGAUAUAUGCAUAACGGAAGCCCACCGCCUCUGAGUCUUGGUCCUCCACCGCAUGGUAUUGCUCUUAGUCAUCCCACUCCUACGCUUCACUCGCAUCAACAUGUUCAUCCCCACACCGUACACGGGUGACCAGAGAAUCUCGGCAAUGCUGAAUCGUGGUCUCCCCAUGGUUGGUUGAGUUAAAUACUCAUUUGUAUUAAAAAUAUUUUACAAGAAAACAACUGAUUCUUGUUGCCCUUAAGAUGUAGCGCUUUAUCUGUUCACUUUCGUGGCGCAUAUAUUCUCACCCUAGUAGAAAUUAUUGCUAACUUUUAGAAAAGUUGUUGAAGUUAACGAUUGGAAUACAUUUCUCAUAUACUGAUAAAAAUUUCUACUAGGAGCAAUGCAGAUUUGUUGCAGUGAGGGUAAAUCUCUUCUAUCAGUGUACAUACUGGGAGUAUUGUAUAAUUUUUAAUUACUAUUUACAGUCAAUUGAUUUUAAAUUUCACUUCAUAUAUUUUCAUCUCAUCUUAUUAUUAAUGAAGUUGUUACACAUUUAUUUUUCAUAAGAAUAUACUUUUAUUAUAUUUAUGUUCAUUAUUUUAUUACAAUAUACCAAUGACGAUGCAGAUGAACAAGCUGUCAUGAAUCAAAACUUGAAAUUACAUAUUGAGUUUAACUCCAACUAAUGACAAGCAGAACUGUCAAAAUAUAAUCAACAAUCACUCCUUGUUGUUUUACUCUUACAGACAUCAAAUAUUUUAAUGUAACUAUUUAUUCUUUUAUCCUGGUUCUCUCUUGAAUCCCAACAGCUAAACUCGUGAGCUUUGGUGAUGCUACUUUUCUUUUUAUUUCUCUUCUUGGUACAAUAAUUCUUCUUUUUAUUACUAUCUUCUUUGUUUUUUUUUUCUCAUCCGAACUCUUAUAGUAAACUUCGUACAUUUUCAGCUCACAAACUUUGUAAAAGCUUUAUUUCCUGAUUUGUAACAUUACAUUAAAUAUUUGUUCAUUUCUCAUAUUAAGAUUUAAGCUUUAAGCAAAAAAUGAAAAUGAACGCUUCAAACAUUAUUUAGUAUCUAAUUACUAUAAAAAAAACUUGAAUUGAAAUGUAAUGACAAUAAUAUUGUUGAGAUUUAUGGUCAACAUUAUUGAGAGAAAACAAAAAUAUUUGUAAUACUUCUUUAGUGUACUAACAUACUGAUAAAUAACAACGUUGUACAAGAAGAGAAAUAGAGAGAAAAAUAGCAUCACCAAAGCUCGCGAGUUUAGUUGGCGGAAUUCAAGAGACGUGUGGAUGAAAUGGUGAGGGUUGGACAUCGAUCUGGUAGUUAACUCGAGGGUACCCUCGGGACUCGUUACCACUGUCUCCAAUGCGUCCCAGUAUAUCCAUAGAAUUCACUACUAACCUGCGUUUAUUCUUGACAUUCACAUUAACAAUGUUGAACGGUUUUACACUAGCAUUUGGGUACAAUAUAAUAGACUUUUGAAAAAUUUUAAUAUAAUUUAAAUAUGUUUCAUUUUUAGCCUUGAAAAAUAGGUCUUCAGUGGCUCAAAUAAAAAAUAUUUUUUGCAACAUCAUUCUUGGUUAUAUCUAAAUGAAUUCUAGCUCUUUAUUAGAAGUAGCAACCGUAUUCCAAAGUUUUUAUAACGUUUGGAAAAAUUAGUCAUUCACACAGCACUUAUGUUGAAGCAAACAAUCAAAAGUUUUUUCUUUUGAUGCUAAGAAACUCAUAAUUCACGAUUUAUGUUGACUAUAGUAUUGUCUAGUUCUCUAUCUCAUCUGCUCCCUGAAAUUUUAUAGACUAGUUUUUUUUUAUUAUGAACAUUUACUUACUUUAAUCUAUGAAUAAUUAAUAUCAUCGUCGGUUUUUAAUACGUCGUCAUAAAACCUGGAGAAAAGUUUUCAUUAUUUUUUGUAUUUAUACAUCAUGGUUAGUAUUUCACAUAUGUUAUAACGAUUAUUGUGUAGUUUUAAGACUUACCAUAUUUGUAGAAAUAAAAAUGUUCUGCGAACAGUAAUCAUUUUUUUAUAAAGUAACAAAAAGUUAAUGUUUUAUAAAUAAUUGAUGAAUAUUGUACAGAUGUUUGACUGAGAUUGAUUUUUUAUAGUAAAUAAAAAAUUAUCUCAUUUUAAAAUAUUAUCUCAAGAAGUAUUUCGUAUUUUAUCCAUUGUCUUUUUCUUAUACGGGAGCUGAUAAUAGGGAAUCUACGUAAGCGACUGUUGUGCUUUACCGACGUUAGAUAUUGAAACCGGUAAUGAUAUAGUGUGUUCAAUCACUAGAGGUCAUUACUUACAGAAACACCAAACAGUUAUAAAG
This is a messenger RNA of Chelonus insularis, 3627 nucleotides long. Its product is annotated as homeotic protein caudal-like. Gene Ontology annotation, molecular function: DNA-binding transcription factor activity, RNA polymerase II-specific; RNA polymerase II transcription regulatory region sequence-specific DNA binding. Gene Ontology annotation, cellular component: nucleus. Gene Ontology annotation, biological process: animal organ morphogenesis; regulation of transcription by RNA polymerase II; embryo development. The record is from RefSeq and is a predicted model, not a curated record. NCBI's taxonomy places the organism in Eukaryota, Metazoa, Arthropoda, Insecta, Hymenoptera, Braconidae. Bases 365 to 1459 code for a protein of 364 amino acids. The transcript is spliced from 3 exons.